AUGCUCGCCAACGCGGGGUGGGAUACUGAACCAACGACACACCAGGACAAGGACCAGACAAGCUCAAACACGACCACAAAGACAAGACAGACAGAACAAAAAAGACGCACACACAGGACGCACUGCACCGCUGCACCUGCAGGCGCCCUUCACACCCCCCAGCCCCUCCCCUUCGUCUUCUGUUGCCGCCCUCUCAUCUCUGUCCGCGCCACCCGCAGCCUGACCACCGCCCUCGGCGCCACAUACUCGCAUAUUGGCAUGGCUUCCUGCCGCCGAGCCUUCAGCCCCGGAAUUGAUCCGGCAACUCCCCCGACUGCUCCAACCAACAGCCCCGGCAACAAGACGAGCGAGGAGCGCGAGCAGGAACCGGCGAGGGGUGGCACUCCUCCUCCUCGUACUGCCUGCAGCGAAAAUACGAUGCUGCCAACUGUCCAUUCGCCACCGCCAAACGACCAACUCGCCGCACGUUCCGGCAGCAAUCUUUCUGGUCGUGAGGGUGUGAGAGAGAGCGAUGGCGACCUUUUAUUACAUGCGCAUGCAACAUAG
Molecule: messenger RNA, 546 nt
Organism: Gaeumannomyces tritici R3-111a-1
Lineage: Eukaryota; Fungi; Ascomycota; Sordariomycetes; Magnaporthales; Magnaporthaceae
Exons: 2
Coding region: 1-546 (181 amino acids)
Source: RefSeq, a predicted model, not a curated record